UGAGAGGCACGGGACUGUCUAUCCUAGAGCACAGGAGCCAAGGUUUCCUUAUAUAGAAGCAUUAGAAUUUACGUUUCAGUGGCUACUACUCUACAAACCGCUCUCUCCUUUCCUCUCUCUACAGCCAAGACACAAUGAAUGUUUACCAAACAGCAGAGAAGGAGGUCAUCUCAGGGCUGUCUUACAGGAAAAGAAGUGACAGUGUUAUAUGGAAUUAUGAAUGUACUGCCACCAUGGAGAUGAAUCCAGAGGGCCUACCUUCCCUGGACUACAGGGAAGAGGACCCCCCUCCCAACCAACACUUCAAGUACCACAGCAGCCUGCAGAACAUGAUCCCAUUCCGUUUCUCAAACAAGUCCAACCCCAUGGACGAUGCAGGCUUCUUCUCCUUCACCUCGUUUGCCUGGAUGACUCCCAUGAUGUGGAGCCUGUUCAGGAACCGACUGGACAAGAGCUCCCUGUCUCUGUCUUCUCAUGAUGGGGCCGAAACCAAUGGGAAGAGGUUCGAGAGGCUUUGGGAGGAAGAGGUAGCUAAGGUGGGACUAGAGAGAGCUCUGUGA
This is a messenger RNA of Oncorhynchus nerka (sockeye salmon), 560 nucleotides long. Its product is annotated as ATP-binding cassette sub-family C member 12-like. The record is from RefSeq and is a predicted model, not a curated record. The transcript has 5 exons. The coding region runs from base 135 to 560 and encodes 141 amino acids. Lineage: Eukaryota; Metazoa; Chordata; Actinopteri; Salmoniformes; Salmonidae.